Anopheles coustani is the source of this 708-nucleotide messenger RNA. RefSeq lists its product as uncharacterized. The transcript is spliced from 3 exons. The record is from RefSeq and is a predicted model, not a curated record. The coding region runs from base 1 to 708 and encodes 235 amino acids. NCBI's taxonomy places the organism in Eukaryota, Metazoa, Arthropoda, Insecta, Diptera, Culicidae.
AUGAAGUUACUUCUGGAGCGUGGGCUACUUCUGUUAGGUUUGCUCGUUCUCGGCACGUUAGAGCAGGAGCUGACAUCGCGAAGCAAUGGUGAGGCGGCGCAGAUCCUUACCGAACCACGGACCGAUCGUAGUCGCUCGAAGCGAACGCUGGUGUACACCUUCAAUAGCUGCUCCGGGAUCCUGAUCGCCAUGUCGAUACCGCUGCUCGUGACGGGCAGAAACAUUUUCGUGUCGUACAACUUCGAGGCGAACUACAACAUGCCCACGGACAGUACGGACUUUACGCAGGGCAUCCUGAAGAAGGGCGACAACGAGCAGAUAGAGGGCGGUACGGCACGGAAGGUUGGUCGCUCGAUUACGACACCGACUACGACGACGACGACGGUGGCGUCUCCCCGGGGACGAUCGAGCUUCAGUCGGAAAAAGUUUUACCGUACGAUCGACGUGAACCUGCAGCGCUACGGAUUCGCCGGCAAACGGUGCAUCCUGCGGAUGAUCUGCGAUUUGGCGCAGACUCCGCUCCAACACGAGAACGGCGUGUUGGGUGAUUUGCUGCAGUUGAUUUUCACUCCAUCCAUGUCCAGGGAUGAGAACCUGCCAGUUGAGUUCUACCGCGCCGAGGAGCUGGGCCGCAACGAUAGAAACUGUUCCAAAUAUCGGGUACAUUGCCCCUCGAAUCCAAUCGACUUAGUAAGCUUCGUGCUGUAG